AUGGCUUCAGAUCUUGAGCAGCUCAUAGAAAUGGGCUUUCCCCAAGAGCGCGCCGAGCUCGCAGUCAAGGCCACUGGUGGCCUGCAAGGCGCCAUGGACUGGAUCGAGAAGAAUCAGGAUAAGACCGUGGACGAGAUCAAGGCCGAGCAAGCCGACGCCGCCGAAGAGCCUCCCGCACUCAAGCCCGGUGAAGUAGCACAGUCACUCGUCUGCGAUGACUGUGGCAAGAAGUUCCGCUCCGCCCCACAGGCCGAGUUCCAUGCCGACAAGUCUGGCCACCAGAACUUCAGCGAGUCGACCGAAGAGCUCGCCCCGCUCACCGAAGAGGAGAAGAAGCAGAAGCUCGAGCAGGCAAAGGCCAAGCUCGCGGCCAAGCGUGCGGCACAGGCAGAGGCGGACAAGGAAGAUAAGAAGCGAAACGAGCAGAUCCGCAUGAAGGCUACCAAGGAGUCGCAGGACAUCAAGGAGGCACUGCAGGCAAAGGAGCGCAUAAAGGAGGCACAGGCAAAGCGCGCUGAGAAGAAGGCAGACGACGACGCCCGGAAGCGUGUCCUCGCCAAACUCGAGGCCGAUAAGCAGGAGCGCAAGCGGAAAGCUGAGAUCGAAAAAGCACAGCGCGCGGGUCAGGCUCCUCCACCGGCUCCUGCACAGGCACCCAUGCCAACGUCCUCGGGCCCAACUACAAGCAAGCCGGCCAGCGCGUAUACAGAGGCGAGACUGGCGCUGCAGACGAGCAAUGGUCGCGUCACCAAGACCUUCCCGGUUGAGACAACGCUGUUUGAGGUGGCACACGCGCUCGAGCAGGAUGGUCUCGAGGUCAACUCCUUCUCGACUACGUUCCCCAAGAAGACGUUCGACAAGACUGAUUUUGGCAUGACGCUGAAGGAGGCUGGCUUUGUCCCGAGCGCUGCUUUGGUCCUCAAGUAGAGGUGGGGAAUUAUCUGGGACUUCAUAUAUGGCGACGUGUUACGAAUCACGGUUACGAAAAUUGCAUGAAAGGGCGUUGAGGGGGCGAGAUGAUAGUCGAAUAGUAGAACAUGUCCAAAACAGUUGAAAUUCAAGCUGAUGGCUUGAAAGUAGACAUGAUUAUGCGAGGCAAAACAAUUUCAAGAUCAGAUUUCGAGUCUC
This is a messenger RNA of Parastagonospora nodorum SN15, 1128 nucleotides long. RefSeq lists its product as hypothetical. Gene Ontology annotation, molecular function: protein binding. The record is from RefSeq and is a predicted model, not a curated record. The coding region runs from base 1 to 927 and encodes 308 amino acids. Lineage: Eukaryota; Fungi; Ascomycota; Dothideomycetes; Pleosporales; Phaeosphaeriaceae. The transcript has a single exon.